AUGAGUUGUAAAAGUUGUUCUGGUACAAUAGAAAGUACUCUACAAAAUCUUUCAGGAAUCAUAAAACCUAGUAUUCGUGUAAAUUUUUUAACUGGUAAUGCUUCAUUAGAAUUUGAUAAUGAUAGCUUAACGAUUGAUCAAAUCAAAGAUUCUAUAACUUCAAUUGGCUUCGGUAUUGAGGUUGAUGAGAAAUCUAAAAACGCUACUAAUACUACUAAUUCUAUUAAUAAUGAUCAUGCAACAGAAGAUUCUACUAAUAUUACAACAAAAUUUUUAAUUAGUGGUAUGAGCUGUGCUUCAUGUAUAGGCACCAUCGAGGCAACUCUUUUACAAUUACCUGGUGUAGCACAAGUAAAUAUUAACCUAUUAACAACCGAGGCUUCCAUAAAACAUGAUCAAUCAAAAAUUGGUGUACGUGAUCUAAUGAGAAAUAUUAGUGAUAUUGGAUUUGAACCGCAAUUGCUAAAAGCCAAUAGUAGUGAUUUGCAAUUUGGAAAUCGAAUUCGCCAAAAAACAGAGAAAGAACAAAAACUUUUAAGAAAUCGAUUUUUGAUAUCAUUAUUAUUUGCAAUACCAACUUUUUUGAUAGUAAUGGUUUUCGAGAUGAUCAAACCAAAUCCCAUUAAUGACCUGUUAACCUAUCAAAUUGUCACUGGCCUGGAUGUUGAGACAUUAAUUCUUUUCUUGUUGGCAACUCCCGUUCAGUUCAUACUUGGUUAUCCAUUUUAUUUAAAGGGUUUCAAAUCAUUAUAUUAUACACGACAAGCAAACAUGGAUACUUUGGUGGCGUUGGGUACGACUGUUUCAUAUUUAGGAUCAAUGAUCAAUGUGUUGAUUCCAAUUUUUAGACAUAGUUCUGAGGCAGGCUACCAAUUUUUUGAGACUAGUAUUUUUUUGAUUACGUUCAUUUGGUUGGGAAGGUGGAUGGAGUUGAAAGCAAAAGGUAAAACUUUUGAAACGAUCACAAAGUUAAUGGAGUUGCAACCAGAAAAGGCCAUACUAGUUGAAAUCACCUACGAUAAAGAAAAUAACAUGGUUACUGAUGAGAAAGAAAUUGAUUUGGAAUUAGUUCAAGUUGGUGAUAUUCUCAAAGUAAAUCCUGGCGCAAGAAUUCCGUGUGAUGGAAAAAUAUAUAAUGGCAUAACAACGUUGGAUGAAUCAAUGAUAACAGGUGAAUCAAUUCCAAUUACAAGAACAAUAGAUGAACCAGUAAUAACCGCAACAGUAAAUCUGACAUCAAUGAUUUGGAUGAAGGCAGAACGUGUUGGUAGUGAUACAACUUUAUCACGCAUAAUAAAACUGGUUCAAGAAGCUCAAUCAUCAAAAAAAGCUCCAAUUGAAGAAUUGGCCGAUAAGAUUGCUCAGGUUUUCGUUCCAACAGUAAUAUCAAUUGCCAUUUUGGACUUUUUGAUCUGGGUCGCACUAACCAAUUCUGGGAUAGUGCCUAGUGACUGGAUCACGGAUAAUCUCAAUAAUGCAGUGUUUUCUCUAUUUUUUGCAAUUUCCGUCUUAGUGAUCGCAUGUCCUUGUGCAAUGGGACUGGCAUCACCUACUGCGAUCAUGGUUGGAACAGGUGUGGCGGCAAAACAUGGUAUUUUGAUCAAGGGUGGUGGCGAGGCGAUCGAGACAGCUUAUCGUCUUAAUACUAUAGCAUUUGAUAAGACUGGCACGUUAACGUAUGGCAAACCGAAGGUUGUGGCCAUCAAAUUUUCGUAUAGAAAUUCCAAUAAGGAAAAAAAAUAUAAAUCAUCGGCAUUGAUGGAAAUCAUUAGAUUGAUUGAGUCAGCUAGUGAUCAUCCGUUGGCUCGUGCUGCUGUACAACACAUCGAUAAAUCAUUUAUUAAACGACGUAAAAAAACAAAUAAUUUCGUAGAGUUGGAUUCUAUCAUUGAAGUUCCUGGUAGAGGCCUUGAGGCUAUUGUUAGCAUUCGAAGUAAUAACCCUCUAAUAAACGAACUGUUAUUAUUAGAAUCAACCAAUGACGCUAAAUAUAAUAAUAACAAUAAGAAUGGCAAAAAGACCAUGAAAUACUCGGCAAAAUAUAAAGUUUUUAUUGGUAAUGAAAAAUGGAUGCAUGAAAACAAUUGUAUUUAUCCAGCUGCUUCAAUGUCAUUCAUUUUGAAUAAAUGGAAAAAAUCAGGUUAUUCCGUGGUUUUAACAGGACUAUCACGAAUCGGUUCAUCUAAAACAACAACUUAUAAUGGUUAUAUUAUGGCAAAUAUUGGUAUUGCAGAUACACCAAGACCCGAUUCAAAGAAAACAAUUGAAAAAUUAAAAUCGCUUGGUAUUGAGGUUUGGAUGAUAACUGGUGAUAAUCCCAUUACCGCUAAAGCUAUUGGUAAACAAUUGGGUAUUGAUAAUAUUUUUUCAGAGGUGACUCCUGAAAUGAAAGCUGAUAAAAUCAAAUGGUUACAACGUAAAGGUACAACUAUAUUAACAGCAACCCAAGCUAAUCAUAAUUCAUCGGCAUUCUUUUAUUUUAAUAAAUUUUUAAGUUGUUUCAACUUUAAACACCAUGUUAAUAAUAGUACCACCGUUAAAAGUACUACCAUUAUUAAACAAGCAAUAGUAGCAAUGAUCGGGGAUGGUAUUAACGAUUCACCAGCCUUGGCUCAAUCAAAUCUACCAAUCACAAUUGCAAGUGCAACGGAUGUAGCAAUUGAAUCAUCUUCAGUAAUAUUGACACGAUCAACCCUUUCCUCAUUGAUAACCUUGUUAUCAUUAUCAAAAACUAUUAUUUGGCGAAUCAGGUUGAAUUUUCUCUGGGCUUACAUUUAUAACUCAUUGGCUAUACCUAUUGCUGCUGGUGCAUUCUUCCCAUUGAUCAAACAUGGUUUAAGACCUGAAUAUGCUAGUUUGGCUAUGGUUGCUAGUUCUACUACUGUAGUUGUUAGUAGUUUAAUGUUAAAGAAUUAUAAAGAACCAAAUUAUUAUUAA
Entrophospora sp. SA101 is the source of this 2937-nucleotide messenger RNA. The record is from the annotation of a GenBank genome assembly. NCBI's taxonomy places the organism in Eukaryota, Fungi, Glomeromycota, Glomeromycetes, Entrophosporales, Entrophosporaceae.